Molecule: messenger RNA, 4310 nt
Organism: Lolium rigidum
Lineage: Eukaryota; Viridiplantae; Streptophyta; Magnoliopsida; Poales; Poaceae
Product: putative disease resistance protein RGA4
Exons: 4
Coding region: 210-4310 (1366 amino acids)
Biological process (GO): defense response to other organism
Molecular function (GO): ADP binding
Source: RefSeq, a predicted model, not a curated record
AGAUGGUGUCGACAAGGAGAUCUCUCAGCUCCUUGUAGAGCAAGAUCUAUAUUGGUGCAUCCAAUCCAGCUUCCCUGUUAACACAAGACUAAAAUUCAGCAUUUAGUCCUAAGAAUUUAGGAGGGUGUAUCUGCAACUUGCAUCAGUCUCAGCAUAAGUGCACUUGUGUUCCGCCGUGUGUGUUGGUGAAGCUUCUUCUGAGUGUUCCAAUGGCAGAACUGGUGGUCUCCAUGGCCAUCGGGCCAUUGAUGUCCAUGCUCAAGGACAAGGUGUCCAGCUACCUCCUCGACCAGUACAAGGUGAUGGAGGGAAUGGAGGAGCAGCACAAGAUUCUCAAGCGCAAGCUUCCAGCCAUCCUUGACGUCAUCACCGACGCUGAGGAGCAGGCGACGGCACACAGAGAAGGGGCGAAAGCAUGGCUCCAGGAGCUCAAGGCGGUGGCCUAUGAAGCAAAUGAAGUCUUUGAUGAAUUCAACUACGAAGCACUACGUCGUGAAGCCAAGAAGAAGGGUCACUACACCGAGCUUGGCGUCGAUGUAAUUAAACUCUUCCCUACUCACAACCCUGUUGUGUUCCGUCACAGAAUGGCUAGCAAGCUUAGCCGGGUUCUGCAAGCCAUUGAGGUCCUCAUAGCAGAGAUGCAUGCCUUUAGGUUCAAGUACCGACCACAGCCAUACGUGUCCAAGCAGUGGAGGCAGACAGAUUAUGCUAUCGUUGACCCACAUGAAAUUGCCAGAAGAUCUAGAGACAAAGAUAGGAGGAUUAUUGUUGAUACACUACUUCGUCAAGCUAACAAUGCAGUACUCACAGUUGUUCCCAUCGUUGGAAUGGGGGGCCUUGGAAAGACCACAUUAGCGCAGCUCAUAUACAAUGAACAUGAAAUUCAGAAGCAUUUCCAAUUGCUGCUUUGGGUCUGCGUUUCUGAUACCUUUGAUGUGAACUCCUUGGCUAAGUGUAUAGUUGAAGCAUCUCCCAAGAAAAAUGAUGAUACUGAAAAAUCACCAGUGGAUAGACUUCAGAAAUUGUUAAGCGGACAAAGGUAUCUCCUUGUAUUGGAUGAUGUCUGGAACAGAGAGACCCAUAAGUGGGACAUGUUGAAGGUGUGUCUUCAGCAUGGUGGCACAGGUAGUGCAGUAUUGACAACAACUCGUGACAAACAAGUUGCUGAAAUCAUGGGUGCAAAUACAACCCAUAAUCUCAAUGUUUUGGAUGAUAGUUUCAUAAAGGAAAUUAUUGAGGCUAGAGCAUUCACUCCGGAGAAAGUAAAGCCUACCGAGCUAGUUGAGUUAGUUGGUGAGAUUACGAAGAGAUGUUGUGGCUCUCCUUUAGCUGCAACUGCACUGGGCUCUCUACUUCGUGCCAAGACCAGCGUGGAAGAAUGGAAGGCUGUAUCAUGUAGCAGCAGUAUUUGCACCAACGAAACUGGAAUUUUGCCAAUACUCAAGCUUAGCUACAAUGACUUGCCAUCAUACAUGAAGCAGUGCUUUGCUUUCUGUGCUGCAUUUCCCAAGGAUUACAAGAUUGAUGUGGAAAAGCUUAUCCAACUAUGGAUAGCAAAUGGAUUUGUCCCAGAACACAAUGAAACAAAUGGAAGACAUAUUUUCAAUGAGCUGGCAUCAAGGUCAUUCUUUCUUGACAUAGAAAAAAUUAAUGAUCGUCGGAAGUAUUAUUCUAGGACUAUAUGUAAAAUCCAUGAUCUUAUGCAUGAUAUUGCAAUGUCUGUUAUGGAGAAAGAAUGUGUUGUUGCAACUGAGAAACCAAAUCAAACCGAGUGGUUUUCAGAUACUGUUCGGCAUUUGUUUUUGUCAUGUGAAGAAACAGAAGGUAUUUUGAAUGGUUCCAUGGAGAAAAGAUCUCCUGCUAUCCAAACACUGCUAUGCGAUAGUUUUGUGUGGAGCCCAUUGCAGCAUCUGUCAAAGUACAGCUCUUUGCAUGCCUUGACUGUCGCUACAGCUAAAGCAUCAUUUGUACUGAAACCAAAGUAUCUGCAUAAGCUGAGGUACCUUGAUCUCUCAAACAGUUAUCUGGAAGCACUUCCUGAAGAUAUAAGUAUUCUAUAUAACUUACAAGUGUUGGACCUUUCCUACUGUGAAUUUCUUGCUCGUCUUCCUAGGCAGAUGAAAUAUAUGACUUCCCUCCGUCACCUCUACACCCAUGGAUGUAAGAAGUUGAAGAGCAUGCCUCCAGAACUUGGAAAUCUCACUAAGCUGCAGACUCUUACAUAUUUUAUUGCAGCGGUUACUGGCCCUGAUUGCAGUGAUGUUGCAGAGCUGGAGCAUUUAAACCUUGGUGGUCAGCUAGAGCUAUGUCAGGUAGAGAAUGUUAGAGAAGCAGAGGCAAAAGUGGGAAACCUCGGAAAAAAGAAGAAUCUCAAAGAACUGAGAUUAAGAUGGACUUCUGUUUCUGACAGCAAGGUGCUCAACAAUUUCGAACCUCAUGAUGGGCUGCAGAUUCUGAAGAUAUAUUCCUACGGUGGAAAGUGUAUGGGUAUGUUGCAAAACAUGGUUGAGAUCCAUCUUUUUCAAUGUGAUAGAUUGCAAGUUUUGUUCAGAUGCGGUACAUCCUUCACUUUUCCAAAACUGAAGGAGCUUAGCCUAGAACAUCUGUUGGAUCUUGAGAGAUGGUGGGAAAUAAAUGAGAGGCAAGAAAUAGUAUUUCCUGUGCUUGAGAAGUUGUUUAUUAGGCAUUGUGGAAAGUUGAUCGCAUUACCUGGAGCACCAUUGGUUCAUGAAGCAUGUAGUGGAGGUUUUCGCUCGGCGUUUCCAGCCCUACAGGUACUCAAAUUGGAAGACUUGGAGAUUUUUCAGAGAUGGGAUGUUGCAGUCAGAGGAGAACAAAUAUUGUUUCCUGAGCUUGAGGAACUGUCAAUUUGGAAUUGCCCAAAGCUGGCGGAUUUACCUGAAGCACCAAAACUUAGUGUAUUACAAAUUGAAGAUGGCAAGCAAGAGAUCCUCCAUUCGGUAGACAGAUAUAUAUCUUCACUAACCAAGCUGAUACUGAAUCUACAAAACACAGCAACGUCAGAGGCCGACUGCACUGUAAUUGCAUCGGUGGACAACAACGAGAAAUGGCUCCAGAAAUCUGCUCUUACAUUUAUGGAGUUACGAUGCUGCAACUCAUUCUUUGGAUCAUUUGCACUAGAGCCGUGUGACUAUUUUAUACAUCUUGAAGAGUUGAAAAUUGAUAGAUGUGAUGUGCUUGUCCAUUGGCCUGAGAAAGUGUUCCAAAGCUUGAUAUCCUUGAAGAUGUUAGAUAUUUGUAGAUGCAAAAAUCUGACUGGAUAUGCACAAGCUUCUCUUGAGCCAGCAGCAUCUGAAAGGAGUCAACACCAGCUGCCAGGUCUCCAGGUUCUUACCGUAAUUGGUUGUGAAAGUUUGGUAGAGAUGUUCAAUGUCCCAGCAUCUCUCAAGAAAUUGACUAUUGAAGGGUGUGAUAAGCUUGAGUCAAUAUUUAGCAAUCAGCAGCAGGGCAUGUCAGUGUUAGUUCAAGGGUCUUCUUGCAUUGACGCAAUCGCACGUACAGCUGUAUCAGAGUUGUCAUCAUCACCCAUGAAUAACUUUUGCCCAUGCCUAGAAUAUCUGUGUUUAUGUUACUGUGGAAAUUUACCAGAGGUUCUGAAUCUUCCACCGUCCUUAAAGAUCAUGACUAUUCAUUACUGCAGAAGUAUUCGAGUCCUGUUAUGUCAGCUGGAUGGUCCCCCAGGACCACAAGUCAGUGCUUCCAUAAAUGCACUAGAGCCAUCAGCAGAAACUAGAGAGCAUUCACUCCCUCCUUAUCUCAGAAAUCUAUCAAUAUGGUCCUGUGACAUGUUGGGCGGGAUUCUUGGCCUGCCCACGUCCCUCAUGCGCCUGAGCAUUAGGAACUACAAUGGGUUCACAUCGUUGGAGUCUCUGGCGGGAGAGCCCCCAUCGUUGGAAGAACUUGCCCUUGUGGGCUGCAGUACCCUGGCAUCCCUACCGAAUGAGCCGCAUGCAUACAGGUCUCUGGAAGACCUUGUCAUUACAGACUGUCAUGCCCUAAAGAAGCUCCCUAGAUGCCUGCAGCAGCAACUGGGCAGCAUUAAAUGGAAAGAGCUGGAUGCCCAAUAUGAAGGAAAAGGGAAGUCGGACGAUGCUCACAAUAUCCUCCACCUCCGGUGCUCGGUCGCCGGUGCUGCACCUCCCUACCACCAGCACCAGCACCCCCCGCCUCUUUCCCCGGCCAUCUGCCCCUCCCCCGCAUACGACUCAGGCGGCCCCUCGUUUGCUCGCCCCCGCCGCGAUUUGAGCCCACUGACAUUCAAGAACUGGGGAGGUCGAGGGCGGCGGUGA